Anguilla anguilla (European eel) is the source of this 528-nucleotide messenger RNA. It is a transcript of the gene crygmxl2, whose product is annotated as crystallin, gamma MX, like 2. NCBI's taxonomy places the organism in Eukaryota, Metazoa, Chordata, Actinopteri, Anguilliformes, Anguillidae. The record is from RefSeq and is a predicted model, not a curated record. The transcript is spliced from 3 exons. Bases 1 to 528 code for a protein of 175 amino acids. Gene Ontology annotation, molecular function: structural constituent of eye lens. Gene Ontology annotation, biological process: visual perception; lens development in camera-type eye.
AUGGGAAAGAUCAUCUUCUACGAAGGCCGUAACUUCCAGGGCCGGUCCUACGAGUGCAAUGGCGACUGCAUGGACACUUUCAGGCACUUCAGCUGCUGCAACUCCAUCCGGGUGACCGGGGGUCACUGGGUGGCCUACGAGAAGCCUAAUUACCUGGGGUACCAGUACAUCCUGGGCCGCGGGGAAUAUCCCGACUUCCGCACCUGGAUGGGAUUCAACAACUGCAUUCGCUCUUGCCAGAUGUUCCCUCCUUAUCGAGGCUCAUAUAGGAUGAGGAUCUACAACCGGCCCGACUUCUCCGGUCACAUGAUGGAGCUGAUGGACGACUGCCCCAAUGUCUACGACCGCUUCCGCCACCGUGACAUCUACUCCUGCAACGUAAUGGAAGGGUACUGGACCUUCUACGAGCACCCCAACUACAGGGGGCGCCAGUACUUUUUGCGGCCGGGCGAGUACCGGACCUGUGGAGAGUGGGGGUGCUUUAACCCCAUGGUGGGGUCGUUCAGGAGGAUGAGGAGUCAUCUGUGA